Messenger RNA from Gallus gallus (chicken), 1225 nucleotides. RefSeq lists its product as uncharacterized. Gene Ontology annotation, cellular component: cytoplasm. Lineage: Eukaryota; Metazoa; Chordata; Aves; Galliformes; Phasianidae. The transcript has 5 exons. The record is from RefSeq and is a predicted model, not a curated record. The coding region runs from base 214 to 1080 and encodes 288 amino acids.
GCACACAGUGAAGUCGAGGGCUCCUCCCAGACCAAAACUGCCCACGGACAGGGAUGGCUGCGGGGCUCUGGGCCACGCCCAGGGCAAGGGAAGGGGGCCUGGGUGGAGCCGGGUAGAAUGCGGUGACAUCCCUGCCACGUCACAGUGGGCCUCGUCCCCCUGAAGGCAGAGUUGGAACAGGAGGCGCAUUUGCCGCUGUUCCCUCACUGCGAGAUGGAACAGAGAUCCCCGAGCCUACCCCGAGAGGCCUGGCUGGAGAAGCCUAGGGCAUCCCGCACCUCCAUGGCCCAGCACGGGCCUCUUAAGGUGUGUGGGGUGCAGCCCCUGCAGGGGCCUGUGGACUCAGCUGAGGAUCCUUCAGCCUCCGUCGUGUCACCGCAGGAGGGGGAUCCCCUGAGCUGCAUCCGUGCCUGCUGCACACGCAGACCCCAGGCACAGGCACAGAAGCUGAGCUUUCUGGCCUGCGUCCGCACCGCCUGCACAGCUGCCCUCAAGGACAGAGAGGCUCACAAGCACCUGAGUGCCUGCGCAUCAGAGGUGGCGCAGUGCAUUGAGGAGCUGCUGCAGGAGGAGCCCGCCGACCGCCUGGACACAGAGCUGCGGCAGCAGGCCAUGAGCGCCAUCGCCGCCAUGAGCAGUGCGUGGCUGCUUCCAGAGAAGCAGAAGAACAGUCUCCUGUGUGCCUGCCUCAGCAGCGUCCUCCACCUCCCCGGCUAUGAGGCUGACACGGACCUGGACAUGGCAACCUACACGGAGACCAUGGAAGCCCUGCACCGCCUGCUGCAGGUGCUGGUGGGCAGCGCCGGCACCUCUGUCCUCAUGGAGCUGCAGAACAUCUUGGAGGUCUGGCUGCGGCAAGGCUGGGAUUUGGGGGAGUGGUUCAAGGCCAUGAAGGGGGGAAUCUAUACGAGGUCGCCCCAGGGCCCGCUGCAGGCAGGGGGUGCUGAUCUGACGCCGGCCCUUGUGGGGUUAGAGGGAUGGGUGGGGAGCAGAGGGAAGGCGGCGGGGCUGCAGCAGGACAGGGACGCAACCACCCACCCCCACUGCAGCCGGGGAGUGAGCGAGCGGAAGGACCAGUGACCCGUGCUCUGGGCACACCAGCAGCUUUUCUCUCCACAGCUCCUGCUGCCCUUCACCACGUGCCAGCUGGCGGCCGUGGAGGAGAGGGCCGUGGCGUGCAUUGCCAGGCUGCUCGCCUUCAGCAACACCUGCCCCUUGCCCGAGG